Zasmidium cellare ATCC 36951 is the source of this 1284-nucleotide messenger RNA. RefSeq lists its product as uncharacterized. The transcript is spliced from 2 exons. The record is from RefSeq and is a predicted model, not a curated record. Bases 1 to 1284 code for a protein of 427 amino acids. NCBI's taxonomy places the organism in Eukaryota, Fungi, Ascomycota, Dothideomycetes, Mycosphaerellales, Mycosphaerellaceae.
AUGAAGCGACGCUCCUCCAGCAGUAGGACGCUGCCGACCGCAUCACAGCACGACCGGCCGAGUCAGGAGCCUGCUACGACCGCCGCAGACCCCGUCGAUACCAUCUGCCAAACGCUGGCCAUGGGUGAUGAUACAGCGGACGCAGCACCGCAACCGACAAUGGCGCCCGACAUACCGACCAACGAGCCUCCUGCAGCCCUCGACGCAGACAUAGACGUGGACGAGGACCCGGCCGAUGACGAAGACGACACGCCACUACCAACAUUCUUGACCCGAACAGCCAUCACGGACGAGCGAGCGCGCGAUCUCUUUGCAAAGUACAAUCUGAAGUACGACCCGCGUGGGAAGCGACCGCAGCAAGAGCCGCCCAAUAAGAUACGGCGAGUGGAAAAGCCGGUUCGGCUGAGGGUACACUGGACAUGUCAUGAAUGUCGCUUGCAGUUUGGAUUGGAGAAGGUGUGUGCGAGUUGCGGGCAUCGCAGGUGUCGAGAGUGUGUUAGGCACCCACCGAAGAGAGCAAGGGAGGCAUUGGAAUUUAAUACACCGCAUGUGGAAGGACCAGACGAGCAGGUUCAGGACGGAGCAGAAGAGCCACCCAUGGCCGAAGACUCGACUACAGUAGACCCGGAUCUGCUUUCAUACCGCGCCGAACCAGCUGCACCACCACUAUCACCGGAAGAUGCGUCCGCAAAUGGGACUCCGAGGACGUCAGCACCAGCAGCUACAGCAGGAGAACCUUUAUCAUCGCCAGCAUUGGAGAUCGAUGACGAUGCGGAGGCCGAUUACGCGAAUCUACGCUCGACUCAAUACAUGAUAUACACACGGCCUCGAGCUGCUAUCCAUUCCAUCCUUGAGCCAACGACAAAAUCCACCCGAAGAACAUGUCACGAAUGCAACGCCACACUCCGACAAAGUGGUUCCCAGAAUUGUUCCAACUGCGGCCACGUCAAAUGCGAUCUAUGUACGCCUUCUACCGAACCUCAGCUACAGGAACCAGGACCGAGCAAUCAAGUAGCAGAAGAAGAGGUCCCAAUGGUCAGGGCGGUCAAGCGAGUUUACCGGAAACCGCGCCAGCGGGUCAGGUACAGAUGCGAGAAUUGCAACACGCAUUUCAUCGAGUCGGAUAGGUGUAUUGAGUGUGGGCACGAGCGGUGCCACGCCUGCCACCGCGACCCACCCAAACGCCAUCAUCGCGCCCACGACCCGGAAAUCCUCGCUGCGGUUGCCAACCGACUCGCAGCAUACGGUGGCGGUUUUGGACAACCACCUGGCAUAGCCGCAUGA